GGCAGGAGACGCACGGUCACCCCCCGGGCAUCCGGCAACAAACAGGACGCCGGUCGGCGCUUCUUUCGUAACAUCGGCCUGAACGACAAUGGGCAUCUCUUCGUCCUGUGUCGGCCGCUGUCGUCGAGGACCGACGCUGGUCAGCGACAUGACUUGCGCCGGGCAGGCGCUCGCCGGAGGGCCUCGCGCGGGAGUCGGACGCUUGUUCGGCGCAGCCUUCGGCCCCCGCAGAUGUCUCCGCGCGGACACGGUGAGACGCGGAUCCAGCGGGCUGCCGGUGGUCCACCACAGCCGGUACGCGUGCGACCUCCCACCCAACCACAGGUUUCCAAUGGGCAAGUUCCCGCGGGUUUUACGCUCUUUAAUCGGAGACCAGGUCGUUACGGAGAAACAGGUGUUGGUCCCUGAAAUUGCCUCCAAAGAUUUACUGAGCUCUGUGCACACCGAGGAAUACUUGAACAACUUCAUAAACGGGAAAACAAAUGAGCAGGAACAAAGGAGAACGGGUUUCUCCUGGAGCGAGGGCAUAGUGAGCCGCUGUCGCUAUGAAACAGGUGGGACCGUUCUGGCGGCCGAAGUGGCCCUGCAGAGGGGUCUGGCCUGCAGUACAGCAGGAGGAACCCAUCACGCGUUUCCAAGCUACGGUUCAGGGUUUUGUCUCCUCAACGACUUAGCAGUUGCAGCCAAAUACCUGAUGGGCGGCUCUUCGCCCCAGAGGAAGGUUCUGAUUGUGGAUCUGGAUGUGCAUCAGGGUGACGGCACAGCUUUCAUAUUCAAAGAUGAGCCGCGUGUGUUUACGUUCUCGGUGCACUGUGGGAAAAACUUCCCCCUCCGUAAACAACAGAGUGACCUCGAUAUCAGCGUGGAGGAGGGACUGGAAGACAAGGAGUACCUCUCCAUAGUGGAAACCCACCUUCCCUGGCUUCUUGAGACUUUUCGUCCAGACCUGGUCCUGUAUGAUGCAGGCGUCGACCCUCAUUGGGAAGACGAACUCGGGAGGCUUCGUCUGACCGACCGAGGGCUGUAUCAGAGAGAUCUGUACGUGAUGAAGUCUGUGGUGAGCAGGGGCGUUCCUGUCGCUGCUGUUAUCGGAGGAGGAUACUCAAGAGACAUCGACAAAUUGGCCCUACGACACUCCAUUGUCCACAGAGCAGCGACUCAGGUUUGGAGGGAGUGUGGUAUGUAAAACCUUCAUCCCCUCCAACAAGAGGACCCUCAAAGCUUAACCGAUACCUCAUCUUCAGGAGCCAAUGACAAUAUUAAUGUGUGUUAUGAACCACUACUUGUUUUAUGUACUUUAUAUUCUGUAAAUGAAACAGCAUUAAGCUUUUUAUCAAGAAUUAUGAAAAAGAUAUUGGAGACGAUGGGAAACUGGGGAAAAUGACGGAGCUGACCAACAUGGUGUAUGUGCUAAUUUAGUAUAAUCGUCCCUCCAAUAUAUCAAGUGAGCUCUAAUCGGGUUUUUUGGAGAGUUGGUGAUCACGGUCAUGCCAGUGACUUUCUGGUAUGUUGGCUGAAGAGUGAUUUUUAAAGACGUUCAACUUGCUGUGUACCUCCCCUUCAAGGUACUGUAUCGUUACUUCUGUGGUAGUAACUGUCUCUAUAACUAUUAAAUAUUCUG
Messenger RNA from Xiphias gladius (swordfish), 1621 nucleotides. RefSeq names its product histone deacetylase 12 (gene hdac12). Gene Ontology annotation, molecular function: histone deacetylase activity. NCBI's taxonomy places the organism in Eukaryota, Metazoa, Chordata, Actinopteri, Istiophoriformes, Xiphiidae. The coding region runs from base 89 to 1186 and encodes 365 amino acids. The record is from RefSeq and is a predicted model, not a curated record. The transcript has 8 exons.